Dovyalis caffra is the source of this 564-nucleotide messenger RNA. The record is from the annotation of a GenBank genome assembly. Lineage: Eukaryota; Viridiplantae; Streptophyta; Magnoliopsida; Malpighiales; Salicaceae.
AUGCCUGAGCGAACAGCUAUAAACGUUGUAAAGCCGCUAACUGUCGAGACAAUUGCUGAGAAGCGUGACGUCACAAAAUUUUUCUCAAAUACUUUCUGUAGUGCAUAUAUGGGAUGUUCAGUUGGACCGAACACCUUCUACUGUGUGGAAAUUAUAUUUGAAGCUGUGAACCGGAAGUUUAUAUCCGAAGGCCUUGCAUCAGAUCAAAUGCCAGAAUUUCAAGUGUUCUUUAACGAUCUUGUGUUCAAUGAUUUCAACACUCUUUUCAGCCAGUUACUCCCAGAAUUCUCCCUCCAUUUUGUUCAUUCAUCAUAUUUACAACAGUGGCUCUCUCAGGUGCCGGAAGAGUUACAGUACAAGGAAUCUCCUGCAUGGAACAAAGGGAGAAUUCAUUACACUAAUGCCCCAGGAAGAGUAGUCAGCGCUUUUGCACCUCAAUUUGCUAAAGGAAUGGGGAUGUUUUUCGAGGCUAGAGCUAAAGAGCUUGUGGAAGGGGGCAUGGUGGUGCUUAUUAUGUCAUCUAUCCCUGAUGGGAAUCCUGAUCCUGUGUUCCAACGGGCAUAA